Paraphaeosphaeria sporulosa is the source of this 1268-nucleotide messenger RNA. RefSeq lists its product as uncharacterized. Lineage: Eukaryota; Fungi; Ascomycota; Dothideomycetes; Pleosporales; Didymosphaeriaceae. The coding region runs from base 1 to 1107 and encodes 368 amino acids. The transcript has 4 exons. The record is from RefSeq and is a predicted model, not a curated record.
AUGGCCGUCCUAAGCCAGGUGCUGGCUCAAGACCCUACAGACCAGCCGGAUCCUCCAGCUCCUACCCCUACCGGAAUCGAUGUCUUCGCGAAUGUGACCCUGUAUGAGCCCGAUGGCUCCGUGCAAGUAACAACGCCGCGUACCGAAAGUCUCCCAAACAACACGGUACUCGCGGCGUGGAACGAUCCAUCAUCGAAAGGCUCGAUUGCCGUGUACCGUUCCAAGAACAGUGGAUACUCGUGGUAUCCACUUGGGACAGCAACUUCAGACUCUGGGAAAAGAUUGUUGCAACCACACUUGCUGUACAUCAAUGGAACAUACGGAGACGACACGGGAACCACUCUCCUAGCGGUAAACGCAGUGGAUGACAGGACCACGACUAUUGAACUCUAUACCUCAGGUGACCAGGGCGAAAGCUGGGACCUUGCGAGUGAGAUUGUCAGCGGUGGACCGCUGAAUAAUGCGACCGCUGCAGUGGCCAAUCCCUAUCUCGUACACAAUGGCAACUCGAUCACUGUAUUCUACACUGGUGCAGGAGACAAGACACACGCCCAGAAGAUCGUCCAACAAACGACUACCGAGAACUACGAUAGCUGGGAUAGCCCAGUCGACGUUGUAACGUCGCAAUUCCAGUCCGAUCAGCCUGCAGCUCCCAGUAUUGCCAAGAUUGCAAACAACAAAUACAUUAUCGCCUUUCAAUAUGGGUUGCGUAAUGCCAACGCGAGCACCUACACAUACCCGAUCUACUACAAGAUCACCUCUAACCCACAAAACGCCGCGAGCGACCGCACACGCGAUAUCCAUGUUGAUACUGGCCUCGUACCUAGUGGCGUGCCCUCGGUGACCUGGACUCCGUUGGGAGGGCCAAACGGGACGAUAGUGCUGAGCGAUUCCAAGUCGAACUCCGUGUUCGUCAAUCAAUACCUGGGAGAGGGAGAGUGGUGGGAGUUGAGCACCACUGCUGGGCGAGCAUUUGGGCGUGAGGUUACUGUUCCUCCGAAUGAUCAGAAAAAGCUCAGGUUUGCAGGCGGGGCGGAAUGGUCGGGCUCGGGUGCAAGCCAGAUUUUGAUCACGGUCAUGGACCUCCAGAAGGCAUUGGGGGCGUAACGAUGAGGUCUAGACCGUAGCCAUACUAAAGAUCUAAUAUGAAAAACGUCUGAUCCGAACUGGCACAACUCGUGCGGUUCGGCCUUACACUUGAGCUCAGUCGACAGUGAUCUCCGGCUGUCUGUGUCAGCGAUAGACUAAUCGAACUCAUCGUUCGGCUU